AUGUCGACGUUAGGAACGAGUUAUUACGUUGAGUCUCCUCUUCUGCCCGAGCAUGAGGACAUGGCACCGAGGUACUCUGCAGGGGUGGAGCAGGCGAUGCUCUCCGAGUAUGGCGGACAGGAAUCCUUCCCUUUGCAGCCGAAAUCUUCUAUUUUUGGUGGAUCUUGGAGUCCCAUCUCGGCCCACCCUCCACACACAGCCACCCCGACCUAUAUACACCACCACUACACCACCGGGGACAGCGACGGCAUGUUUACGCGCUCCUGGGCGAUGGAUCCGGUGUCUGCGUCCCUGUGUCUGACGGGAUUACCAUCCACAGCCAUGCAUUAUGAGAUAAAGCCCGAGCCUCUGAUUGGGAGUUCUGAAUGUACAACUUUGGAGACGCACACACCUCUUUUGUCUGACAUUGAAAAUGGAGCUUCCCUUGCAGAGAUUCCCUGCGAAACCACAUCCACGACUACAGAGAGUAAAGAGAGCCCCUCAGCAGAGGACAAGAAGGAGAUAGCUGCAAAUAACCCAUCGGCCAACUGGCUUCACGCGAAACCCACCAGGAAAAAGCGUUGCCCAUACACAAAGCACCAAAUCCUGGAACUGGAGAAGGAGUUUCUGUUUAACAUGUACCUCCCUCGGGACCGUAGGUACGAAGUGGCAAGAGUCCUGAGUUUGACCGAGAGACAGGUGAAAAUCUGGUUUCAGAACCGCAGGAUGAAGAUGAAGAAAGACAACAAAGACCAGCGGAGAGACAAUUAA
Molecule: messenger RNA, 750 nt
Organism: Anoplopoma fimbria (sablefish)
Lineage: Eukaryota; Metazoa; Chordata; Actinopteri; Perciformes; Anoplopomatidae
Gene: hoxa9b
Product: homeobox A9b
Exons: 2
Coding region: 1-750 (249 amino acids)
Biological process (GO): anterior/posterior pattern specification; proximal/distal pattern formation; DNA-templated transcription
Cellular component (GO): nucleus
Molecular function (GO): DNA-binding transcription factor activity, RNA polymerase II-specific; RNA polymerase II cis-regulatory region sequence-specific DNA binding
Source: RefSeq, a predicted model, not a curated record